Messenger RNA from Callithrix jacchus (white-tufted-ear marmoset), 279 nucleotides. Its product is annotated as small ribosomal subunit protein uS14. Gene Ontology annotation, cellular component: ribosome; cytosolic small ribosomal subunit. Gene Ontology annotation, molecular function: zinc ion binding; structural constituent of ribosome. Lineage: Eukaryota; Metazoa; Chordata; Mammalia; Primates; Cebidae. The record is from RefSeq and is a predicted model, not a curated record. Gene Ontology annotation, biological process: cytoplasmic translation.
AAAAAAAAAAAAAAAGGCCUUUCCGAGAGCAAAAUGGGUCACCAGCAGCUGUACUGGAGCCACCCGCGAAAAUUCGGCCAGGGUUCUCGCUCUUGUCGAGUCUGUUCAAACCGGCACGGUUUGAUCCGGAAAUAUGGUCUCAAUAUGUGCCGCCAGUGUUUCCGUCAGUACGCGAAGGAUAUAGGUUUCAUUAAGUUGGACUAAAUGAUCUUCAAAGGAUUAUCCAAGGCAUCUGCCAUGAAAAACCACGAUAGUUCUUUGUACUUAAAAUAAACAUUU